Molecule: messenger RNA, 1095 nt
Organism: Chrysochloris asiatica (Cape golden mole)
Lineage: Eukaryota; Metazoa; Chordata; Mammalia; Afrosoricida; Chrysochloridae
Product: testis-specific serine/threonine-protein kinase 1-like
Exons: 1
Coding region: 1-1095 (364 amino acids)
Biological process (GO): protein phosphorylation; intracellular signal transduction; microtubule cytoskeleton organization
Cellular component (GO): cytoplasm
Molecular function (GO): tau-protein kinase activity; ATP binding; protein serine/threonine kinase activity
Source: RefSeq, a predicted model, not a curated record
AUGGAUGACGCUGCCGUCCUCAAGCGACGAGGCUACAUCAUGGGGAUAAACUUGGGAGAGGGCUCGUAUGCCAAAGUCAAGUCUGCUUACUCUGAGCGCCUGAAGUUCAAUGUGGCAGUCAAGAUCAUCGACCGCAAGAAAGCCCCCACAGACUUCUUGGAGAAAUUCCUUCCUCGGGAAAUUGAGAUCCUGGCCAUGCUGAACCACCGCUCCAUUGUCAAGACCUAUGAGAUCUUCGAGACUUCUGACGGCAAGGUCUACAUUGUCAUGGAGCUUGGGGUUCAGGGCGACCUCCUUGAGUUCAUCAAAACCCGGGGUGCCCUGCACGAGGACGAUGCGCGCAAGAAGUUCCACCAGCUCUCCUCGGCCAUCAAGUACUGCCAUGAUCUGGACGUCGUCCACCGGGACCUUAAGUGUGAGAAUCUUCUCCUUGACAAGGACUUUAACAUCAAGCUGUCUGACUUCGGCUUCUCCAAGCGCUGCCUGAGGGACGACAGUGGCAGGCUCACAUUGAGCAAGACCUUCUGUGGGUCAGCGGCGUACGCGGCCCCCGAGGUGCUACAGGGCAUCCCCUACCAGCCCAAGGUAUAUGACAUCUGGAGCCUGGGUGUGAUCCUCUACAUUAUGGUCUGUGGCUCCAUGCCCUACGAUGACUCCAACAUCAAGAAGAUGCUGCGCAUUCAGAAGGAACACCGAGUCAACUUCCCCCGCUCCAAGCACCUGACAGGUGAGUGCAAGGACCUCAUCUACCGUAUGCUGCAGCCGGAUGUCAAUCGGCGCCUACACAUUGAUGAGAUCCUCAGCCACUGCUGGGUGCAGCCCAAGGCACGGGGCCUGUCCUCCGCAGCCAUCAACAAAGAGGGGGAGAGCUCCCGGGCCACCGAAAGCUCCUGGGUCCCAGACUCAACCUCUGACAAAAAGUCUGCCACCAAUCUGGAACCACAAGAAGAGGCGGGACCCAAGAAAAGCCCCAAGGAGGAGCAAGUAGAAGUGUCCAAGCAGACAGAGACCUUGGGCUUCAGUGGUGAGCAUGUGUCUGAGGAGACCCAGGAAGGGGCCUCUCCACCUCAGGUGUCUCCCGAGACGCACAGCUAG